Molecule: messenger RNA, 3980 nt
Organism: Centrocercus urophasianus (Greater sage-grouse)
Lineage: Eukaryota; Metazoa; Chordata; Aves; Galliformes; Phasianidae
Gene: SLC68A1
Product: major facilitator superfamily domain containing 13A
Exons: 8
Coding region: 998-2509 (503 amino acids)
Source: RefSeq, a predicted model, not a curated record
GAGAGGGGGCUCAGUCUGAAGAGCAUGGGCCUCUGUCAUGGGAAGAUGUCCUGCUGUGGGGAUGGGCUUCCUAGCCAUGAGCUGUGGCUGGUGCUGGCUGAGCAGUCCUUCCCUCCCUUCCCCUCCUGCCUCAGCCUUUUGUGAACAUACAGUGGCUUCUUCCAGGACGUGACUACUGUUUCCACUUGCUUUGCUUCCAUACAUAUUGCUGCCUAGCUGAAGCAUCUCUAUUUCAGCUUCAACAUUCAGGGUGUCCCAAGAUGUGCUGGACAGCUGCUACUUGACUUUGGGUAGCCCUUGUUGCAUGAUGGCACCGUGUCUGCCGUGUGCCAUCAGAUUCUGAUUGUGUCUCUUCCUACCACAAAGCAGCAAUGCUACUUGCCAUAAAUACCUCCUGUCUGAGUGAGUCCAGGUGCAGUCAGCUGUGACUGCCUGGGGACAGCAGCAUGCAUGUGUGCGAUUACAUCAGAGCUGUUGUCACUUUUAUUUGGCUGAAAAUUUACACGGUACCUAAAAACGUCAGUGGCCAGGUCUGUUUUCUGAAGGCUGCUUUGUUUGUGCCACGUAGCUUGAUUGUUCCUGCAACCUUGCCUUUAAAGAGAUGGAAGGAACUAAUCAGCUGACAAAGAACAUUAAAGUAUAAAGGACAGGGCAGGGACAGUGUGCUCACAAAGAGACAGCUGCACCCUGAGCCUGGCCUCAGCUUAAUGGGACAGCUUUAGUGCAGCAGACAGCUGCAUUCAUAAAUCCCAUCCAAUCCACUUUUGAACAACUCCUCAAAGCAACACUAAUUCUGAUCUGUGCUGGCAAAGAUUUAUCAAUUAAUUUCAUUCAACUAAGUUCAUGUAAUAAAUUGAAUCUGUAUUGCUUAUUUCUUUUUUCCUCUUUUACAGGAGCAACGAUGGAUUGGCCCCAGCAAAGAUGUAGCAGGUGUUGUGAGAAGACAUGCCAUCUGAAAUGGAGGUGAUCCGUGGAGUUGGAUGCUGACCCCAUCGUCAUGGGGUUGCGGCUGCUGGCUUGUCUCUUCCAUCUGCCCACUGCAGUGAUCUAUGGGUCCUGUUCGCUGUUUGUUUCCAUUUUGCACAAUGUAUUUCUCCUUUACUACGUGGACACCUUUGUCUCUGUUUACAAGAUUGAUAAACUGUCCUUUUGGAUAGGAGAGACGGUGUUUCUGAUCUGGAACAGCCUCAAUGACCCUCUGUUUGGCUGGCUGAGUGACAGGGUGUUCCUUAGUACACAGCAGCCAGGAGCAGAGAUUUCCUCCCCAGAAGUAGUUCUGAAGAGGCUCAGGGCACUAAGCCACAAUGGCCCCCUCUUUGCCAUCUCUUUUCUGGCUUUCUGGGUUGCCUGGGCUCAUCCUGGUUUGCAGUUCCUUCUCUGCCUUUGCAUGUAUGACAGCUUUCUCACCAUGGUUGACCUCCAUCACAAUGCCUUGCUUGCAGACUUGGCUGUUUCAGCAAAAGACAGGACUAGCCUCAACUUCUACUGCUCCUUCUUCAGUGCCAUAGGCUCGCUCUCUGUCUUCAUGUCAUAUGCAGUAUGGAACAAGGAAGACUUCUUUUCCUUUCGCAUAUUCUGCAUCGUGCUGGCUGCCUUCUCCAUCGUUGGCUUUACCUUGUCCACACAGCUGCUCCGCCUGCGAUUCGAGACUGAUGGGAAGGCAAAAGGGGACCAGGAAUCAACCUUAAAAGAGUACGUGUCAUCAAUUCUCCAGCAGGAGAAGAGGAUCACCCUGGCUGAGUAUCUCCAGCAGCUCUCUCGGCAUCGCAACUUCCUCUGGUUUGUCUGCAUGAAUCUAAUCCAGGUUUUUCAUUGCCACUUUAACAGCAACUUCUUCCCCCUGUUCCUGGAGCACCUGCUGUCAGACCAGAUCUCUGUAUCUACUGGAUCCUUCCUCCUUGGUGUUUCCUACAUUGCCCCCCAUCUCAACAACCUCUACUUCCUGUCCCUCUGCCGCCGCUGGGGUGUUUAUGCUGUAGUCCGAGGACUUUUCUUCCUGAAGCUGGCUCUCAGUGUUGUCAUGCUCCUGGCAGGACCUGAUCAGGUGUAUCUGCUCUGCAUCUUCAUAGCGAGCAACCGGGUGUUCACAGAAGGGACCUGUAAGUUGCUCAACCUGGUGGUGACUGACUUGGUGGAUGAGGAUCUUGUACUGAACCGCAGAAAGCAGGCAGCUUCAGCGCUGCUUUUUGGGAUGGUUGCUCUGGUCACCAAGCCAGGACAGACCUUCGCCCCCCUGAUAGGCACCUGGCUGCUCUCUGUGUACACAGGCCAUGACAUCUUCCAGCGUAACCCCUUGAGCAACGUGGUGAGCGCCCAGCCGAAGCUGGAAUCUGAUACAGUCUUGGAGCCAACUCUCCGCCAGGGCUGCUUUUAUCUCCUCGUCUUUGUUCCCAUCACAUGUGCACUGCUGCAGCUCUUCAGUUGGUCUCAGUUCAGCUUGCAUGGGAAGCGUCUGCAGAUGGUAAAGGCUCAGCGCCAAGGCCGAGCACCAGAAAUCAAAAUGAUCUAGGGGUGUUUGUGCUCCUGGCGGUGCUUCUGGUUCCAGGCUGGUGUGGGACUGCUGGCACAGUGAAGGGAUUGCUGGCUGGGAAAGCCCCCAUGUUUACAAUUUAACUGUGAUGUGCUGUGAUGCUGAUGUUUACUCAUCCCAGGAGGUGGCCACGGGGAAAGCAGAGGAGUGUUGAGCAUGUACUGGGCUUGGGAUAGGUCACUUGGCUACAGCAGUGAGAGCAUUCCGGCCUUGCUGGUCCUAGAAAGCAGAAUUCUAGGGCAGGUCUGCAGCACGUGCUAGAGAGGGUUGCAUCCCAGGUGUGAUAUUCUAACCUGGGCAUACCUCUGACCCACAGCCCCUCAGGCAGAGCAGAAAGGGGGGAGCAACUGGAAGCCUUUCCUGUAGAGCCCUGUAGUUUUUGGGAAUGGAGGGAGAGGUUCUUCAGGGACCAGGUAACAAAGGAGGAUUAACUUCAGAAGAAGAGGUGAUAUGGGAAGACCCUGAAGCCCCUUCUCAGUAGCUGGAAAGACCUCUCUCACAUUCAAUGCCAGGUUGUUUGACCAAAUCUGCUCUUAGGCUUGUUUCUGGGACAAUAUCUUGCACAGAACACAAGGCUCCCUCCUACGAGGCCUUGCACAGGGAGGUGCUGGGCUCAGAACCUGGAUGUCUCAUGGCAUCUUGUUGCUGGUGUUCAUCCUUUCCCUCCUUAGCCCCUUGCAGUGAGCACUGUUACAGCAGUGCUUCCCAUGUUAGCUGGUAGGUUCAGAUCGGGGAAGGAGCCUGUAACACAGCGGACAAAACGCUUCCCCUCCCAAGGCUGACACUGCUGCCUGCGUGAAGCAGCUCAGUGCCUUCCCUUCUUGCAGGUGGAGACUCAGCCUGGAGACAGCAGGUCAUGCUUUUGUGCCUUCUAUUCCAUUGAGAAGCCUGUUAGACAUAACAUAGAGCAGUCACAGGGCUGAGAUUUUACUUGUCGAGGAGAGAGACAUCUUCUGUGCUUCAAAAAGUUUUCACCAGCUUCACUGGUGAUAAAUUCUUCUGGUUGCUGAGUGAUGGAGCCAAGGAGAGGGGAAAGUUUGGACUCCUCUGUCUGGGAGCAGAUGGGGCAGAUGGUUACCCAGAGAUCUCAAAAUGAGGGAGUGUCUCCUCAGUCUUAGGGUUGCUGUGGGCAGGCAGAAAUGAUGUGCUGAAGUAGGAUGGGUAAGCACUGCCCCGUGCUUCCUGCAGGAGGUGGAGAUUCGCUCACAUUACUGCUGUUAUCCAUUCUGUCACCUCCCAGGCCUUCUGUACCAGGUUCCCUCUGCAGACGCAGCCCACAGAUCUGCUAUCUUGCCUCAGGACAUGGCUGCCUCCUGUCUUGGACCAAGACAUUUCUCUUGUGAGGCUCCUGUUGGUCUUACUGGUUCAAUCAUAAGUUAUUUGUGUAGAUUUUAACAAAGUUUGAGAAUGAUUAUUCAUUUCAUAAAUUAAAUACGAUUUUUUUCCUGUA